CAUAUUAUCACAAAAAGACUAAAAUACCCUUAGCACCCAAAAAAACCUAAAAGCAUCCCCUUUAAACCCUUCUCACCCUUCUCCUUUAUACACCCAAAAAAAGUGUAAAACCCCAAAACCCUAAUAGCCUCCCUGCUUCAAUUCGCCGAAACGAUGACAGGAGAAGCUGUGAACCCGAAAGCGUACCCACUGGCUGAUGCUCAGCUUACUAUAACAAUAUUGGAUCUUGUUCAACAAGCUGCUAAUUAUAAGCAGCUUAAAAAGGGUGCUAAUGAAGCUACAAAGACUCUUAACAGGGGUAUAUCUGAGUUUGUUGUGAUGGCGGCCGAUGCUGAGCCUCUCGAAAUUAUUCUUCAUCUUCCCCUUCUUGCUGAAGACAAGAACGUACCGUACGUGUUUGUUCCUUCAAAGCAAGCACUUGGACGCGCAUGUGGGGUCACCCGUGCUGUCAUUGCAUGUUCUGUGACCAGUAACGAAGGCAGUCAAUUGAGAUCCCAAAUACAACAACUCAAGGAUGCGAUUGAGAAACUUCUGAUUUAAAAAGACGAAAUAUGGAAAUUCGGUGUGAUGGGCCUUUGUUGAUUAGAGGCUUUGAUCUUUCUUUUCCUAUAAAACUAUCUUUAUUGUAUUGAGAUUUUAUGUCUGCAUUUUUGCACUGUCAACACAAUGACUUCUAGUUUUAUGUAACAGUGUAGUAGUGUUUGUUAUGUGCUGCUUUUGUUUAAGAACAUGCAUUGUCUUUUAAAGAUGGAUAGAUCUUUCUUAUA
Helianthus annuus (common sunflower) is the source of this 767-nucleotide messenger RNA. Its product is annotated as NHP2-like protein 1. Gene Ontology annotation, molecular function: RNA binding. The coding region runs from base 154 to 540 and encodes 128 amino acids. Gene Ontology annotation, cellular component: box C/D methylation guide snoRNP complex; U4/U6 x U5 tri-snRNP complex; small-subunit processome. Gene Ontology annotation, biological process: ribosome biogenesis; mRNA splicing, via spliceosome; maturation of SSU-rRNA. NCBI's taxonomy places the organism in Eukaryota, Viridiplantae, Streptophyta, Magnoliopsida, Asterales, Asteraceae. The record is from RefSeq and is a predicted model, not a curated record. The transcript has 5 exons.